AAAGCACUGUUUCUUUUCCCUGAAGAAUGCAAAACAGGUAUCACGUCAACUUGUUUCAUCGUCGAGAAAGACCUCGAUUUAGUGGAGGGACAGUCUGUCCAGGUUAACUGGGAGGGAAAGAAAGUGCAAGCAGAGAUCCUUGCUGUAAGCGGUAAGUGUCAAUCAUAUGUUUUGAGGUCUAUAUCUUUUAGUUAGGUGAUCCUUUCUCGUAAGCACUAGCAAUUUGGGUUACAGUUAUAAUUUUUUUAACACCAAGUCCGUAAUUUCACGUCCAUGUUACAGAUGACGAGAAAGUGUUAGCUGAGAAAGACCUGGAAUGGUACAAGAAGAAUUUUCCAGCGGCGACAGAACAAAUCCGAGAAACCACAGAGCCACCAAGAAAAAAAAGUGCCUGAAAUAAGGUAAUUAGUUAGGUCGCCUAUUUCUUUGGGCUCUCUUAACUUCCUAAUCUAAGCUCCGGGGAACUUCUUUUAAUGGCGAUUGACUGAAAUUUAACAUUUACUCGUUACACCAAUUAAAUCUUUGUAACAUUGUCACUCGACCCUUACCUUGCAUAACUCCAAAAUGUUGUGAAUUUUGUGAUAGAUUUUUUGCUCUGUUUUGUACUAUUGUUGCUUGACCGCUACCAUGUGUAGCUCUGAAGUGUUGUUGUUAAUUGCAUGAAGGAAUUUUUGCUCUGAGCAAAAGGUAAUCAUUUGAUUUUGAUUGACUUAGCCUGCUGAAGUGCAAUGUCCCAAGACGGAAGCAAACCCAAGUGACCACCCGUACGAGGAGUUCUUGGUCGGCCAGAAGCAGAGGCAGUACGACUGGCAAAAAGUCUGAGAAUCCAAGAGGGCCAAGGUAGCAGAAAGCGCAGCACCUGUGACGGUGACAAGUUCCUCCCUACAAGACGAUGUUGUCACUAUACUCUGCCAGCAGCUCACUGCCAAGACAGAGGAGUGUCGUCAGCUAAUGAAUAUGGUAGAUGCCAUGGAAGAAGCGAACACUAAAAUUCUCUCCUGCCAGAUGCAAAUGCAAGAAAACUUUGUUAAGGUAAUGCAUUUACUUGUGGUCAGGUCCAUUCUCUCUCGACACAAAGACAGAACACUCCAUAGCUAACAUCACUAUUUUGCAAUUGGGAAAAUUUAAAAUAUUAGUUAAAUGGACUACUUCAGGAUUUAGAAAAUCACGGAUCGCCAAUGACAAAUUGAAAAUCUGGGCAAUUUUCUUUAAACCGUACUAUUUUACUGUACAUGGAGAUUUCAGAUUGCUAUUAAAACACUUAUUUGAUUAGAAACCACAACUUCGCUAAACAUAAAUGGAGGCUAAUAGACGGCCGUAUCGAAUUUGAAAAGCUAGCGUUUUGAGUGCUGGCCCUUCUGCCUUGUCCCAACUGAAGGUUUAACACUCAAAACAUGUGCUUUUUCAUAUUCUCUAAGGUCACAAAAAGCUAAUUUAAAAGCACUGUGUCCUGAAUCUGUCAGCUGACCCAAAUUUCCAUUAACUCUUGUAGAUGAUGGAGAAAUUUGAAACAUCCCUGUCAGGAAUGGAACACAAACUGGUGAACAAGAUGUCUGCCUUGGAAAACAACGCGAGUGCUGCACUAUCAAACAUCGAAGGACGCCUGGAGUCACUGGAAGGACAAUCCCUGACUCAUUUUUCAAGGCUCGACCUCGAUGCCACAGUCACAGAUAACGGCUUUGCUGCUGACAUCCCAGAGUUAGACAAAAAUGAGCCACCUGCAGACAUUGGGGGCCUAAGCACCAUUGAUACUGACACACUGGACAGGCUUUGUGAGGAGGUCCAACCAGUCAGGUUGUGCAACCUACCAGAGUGGCAACUUCUGCGCAGGAAGUUGGCGAGGAACUGAUUGGUACGUGUGUGACACCCACGAAAAUAAAAGCAGUCCAGCAGGCCCUGGGACGAGGAAGUGAACGGCACCUCUGUGUGCUGAAGCUCCUGCAGUCUUUUUUCAUCAGCAAGAAACUAGCGAACAGCAAUACUGAUGGUACUUAUGGAGAAAAGCGUCUAGACAGCGCCAAACUCAAUUCACUUAAAGUGUUAGUUUUCAAUAAGUUUCCAGCUGGCACCAGCGAGGAUAAGGAGAAAGUAUGGAGGUAUAUUAAG
Molecule: messenger RNA, 2106 nt
Organism: Orbicella faveolata
Lineage: Eukaryota; Metazoa; Cnidaria; Anthozoa; Scleractinia; Merulinidae
Source: RefSeq, a predicted model, not a curated record